Molecule: messenger RNA, 803 nt
Organism: Cotesia glomerata
Lineage: Eukaryota; Metazoa; Arthropoda; Insecta; Hymenoptera; Braconidae
Gene: Prosbeta3
Product: proteasome subunit beta type-3
Exons: 3
Coding region: 109-726 (205 amino acids)
Biological process (GO): proteasome-mediated ubiquitin-dependent protein catabolic process
Cellular component (GO): proteasome core complex, beta-subunit complex; proteasome core complex
Source: RefSeq, a predicted model, not a curated record
AUUGUAUUUUAUCAAAGCUUGAAGCCGCUUGUCUGCAAGCAACUCAAGGUUUAUUUCAUUCUUUAAUUAAUUAAUUAAAGUCCAGGAUUACAAAAAUAAAUUAUUAAAAUGAGUAUCUUGGCAUACAAUGGAGGCGCAAUAAUAGCCAUGAAGGGCAAAAAUUGCGUAGCGAUAGCAGCUGACCGUAGAUUUGGUGUCCAAGCUCAAACAAUCACGUGUGACUUUGAAAAAAUUUUCGAAAUGGGCCCUCACAUGUACGUAGGAAUCCCCGGACUGGCCACGGACGUCCAGACAGUAAAGGAGCGCCUGAGGUUCCGGCUGAACCUUUACGAAUUAAAAGAGAACCGCCGCAUGCACCCGAAGACUUUCGCGUCCGUGGUGUCCAAUCUCUUGUACGAGAAGCGAUUUGGAUCUUACUUCGUGGAGCCGAUCAUCGUCGGGUUGGACCCGGAAACCUUCGAGCCGUACAUCUGCAACAUGGACUUGAUCGGCUGUCUCAAUGAGCCGGAAGAUUUUGUCGUAGGAGGCACUUGCGAGGAACAAUUGUACGGUAUGUGCGAGACCGUCUACGAGCCGGAUCUAGAACCGGAGGAUUUGUUCGAGACCAUCAGCCAAGCUCUGGUCAACGCCUGUGACCGUGAUGCUAUUUCUGGAUGGGGUGCUAUCGUACAUAUUAUCGAAAAAGACCGUGUUACAACGCGCACCAUUAAAACCCGUAUGGAUUAAUCAAUUUAAAUUAAUAAAAUAUUAAUAAGAAGUGCUGGAAAUGUUGGAGAUUUUUCAUUAAUAAAUAAAUUUAAAAA